Thecamonas trahens ATCC 50062 is the source of this 865-nucleotide messenger RNA. RefSeq lists its product as uncharacterized. The transcript has a single exon. The record is from RefSeq and is a predicted model, not a curated record. Lineage: Eukaryota; Apusomonadida; Apusomonadidae. The coding region runs from base 10 to 789 and encodes 259 amino acids.
GUCUGCAGCAUGGCGAGAUCGGGUGUGGAGCAUGGGGCAGAGAGACUUGCGGUGGAGGAGCUUGCGGUGGGUGAGCCAUUUACGGUGGCGACGCUUGCGACUGGCGCCGGGUGCUCCGAGGAGGAUGCGGCUGCUGCGGCGGCGGCAUGGCUCGCGGCCGGGACGGUGCGCAAGGCGGUGUGGCCGACAGAGGGCGACAGAGGUGAGACGGGCACGAUCGAGGUGUGGUGGCGGACGGCAGAGGCGACAGGGCCUGUGCUGGGCGGCGGACUUGCCUCGCCCGCAAGGAGCGGGGGCGGCGGCCAGGGCGGCAGAGUCGGCAAAGCCAAGUCGCCGUCGUCGCCGCAGAGCGCGACGACGACGCUUCGGCGGCGGCGGAUGAGGCUGCUGCGGCCGGGCGGGGCUGGGCGCGGGCGUGGACGGCGACAGGCGACCAAGCGCGGCAAGGGCUUGAACGGAAAGCGGAUUGGGCGUGGGAGCGGUGGCCCGCGGCCGAUGUCAGACGUAAUGCUGGUGCGCGAGGCGCGGAAAAAGGUGCAAGCAGCGAGUAAGGCGCUGUCGCGGGUCAGGGUCCUCGGCUCGAUUCAGGACUCUGGCGAGAUCGAGCGGCUGGAGGCGCUCUUCAUGAAGUGGAAGGAGGUGGCGGUCGAGGCGCUGGAGUCGCUUGUGUCGCGGUCGCGCGCAGCCGGCGACGCCACCUCCAAGCUCAGCAUGGAGCAGGUGCUCGCUGGGCUCGGCAUUCCGGCAUCGCUCAUUGCGUGGGAUGCCGACGCCGAGGAGUUUGUGUGAGUGAGGCUCGCGUACACUCUGCAAGGCCAUCAGAACAUGAGAGCCGACGAGUACCAGGUAAAGUCCGAGUCGUCGA